Messenger RNA from Heteronotia binoei (common prickly gecko), 1408 nucleotides. RefSeq names its product tRNA methyltransferase 61A (gene TRMT61A). The transcript has 4 exons. The coding region runs from base 200 to 1126 and encodes 308 amino acids. The record is from RefSeq and is a predicted model, not a curated record. Lineage: Eukaryota; Metazoa; Chordata; Lepidosauria; Squamata; Gekkonidae. Gene Ontology annotation, biological process: tRNA methylation. Gene Ontology annotation, cellular component: tRNA (m1A) methyltransferase complex; nucleus.
GCUAUGGAGAAGCCCCAGCCGCCGGCUCCGAGCCGGGAGUUGGGCGGGGAGAGGAAGCGGAGCGUCAGCAGCCUGCGACCGCCAGAAGGCAGCGGGGAAAGCACGUGGGGGACCGGGCGAGAGCGCUUCUCGGCUUCCUGGAUGCAGCUGCAGGCGCGCAGAGAGCUGCAGUUAAUUGGCCAGCUGGAAGACCAUCGCCAUGAGUUUUAUUGAAUAUGGAGAAAUAAUAAAAGAAGGAGACACAGCGAUUGUAUUCUUGGGCCACGAGUCAAUGUUCCCAGUGAAAGUGGAACAUGGCAGUAAAACUCAGACCAAAUACGGCGUGAUCAGACACUCCACCGAUCUGAUAGGGAAGCGGUAUGGCUCAAAGGUGACCUGUAGCAAAGGCGGCUGGGUGUAUAUUCUUCAUCCCACCCCAGAGCUCUGGACUCUGAAUCUCCCCCACCGAACUCAAAUUCUGUAUUCGACUGACAUCUCUUUAAUCACCAUGAUGCUGGAGCUGAAGCCGGGAUCUGUGGUGUGCGAAUCAGGUACAGGAAGUGGUUCCCUCUCUCAUGCUAUAAUCCGGACCAUCUCUCCAACGGGGCAUCUGUACACAGUGGAGUUUCAUCAGCAGAGAGCGGAGAAAGCCAUUGAGGAGUUCAGAGAGCACCGGGUGGACCACUUGGUGACCGUGAAGAACCAAGAUGUCUGCAAAAUGGGGUUUGGAGUCUCUGAUGUUGCCGAUGCAGUGUUUCUGGAUAUUCCGUCGCCGUGGGAAGCGAUUGGGCAUGCCAAAUCGGCUCUGAAACAGGAAGGUGGGCGCAUCUGUUCCUUUUCCCCUUGCAUCGAACAAGUUCAGAGGACCUGCCUGACUCUGGAAGAACACGACUUCACUGAAAUUAAUACUUUGGAGAUCCUGCUCAGAGUCUACAACGUCCGGACAAUUAGCUUGCAAAUCCCUGACCUUGGUCAAGCAGCCGGGGAUAACGUGGUAGCAGACGGGGGCGGAGGCGACCCAUCGAACCCAGAUGCCUCCCCCGCUAAUCUCCAGCAGGGAGCCGUGCAGUUUAAAAGUGGUGUCCCUCCCCGGGAAAUGGUGGCUCACACGGGAUAUUUAACCUUUGCCACCAAAAGCCUGUUUUAGUCACAGACGUAAAAGGAGGCCUCUGCAUCCCUCCCUCCCUUCUCCAUCACCCCCCCGCCCAGUCCAUCCAGCAUCCAAUCUUUUCCAGCCGGCAGGCAAUUCCAUAUAUAGUCAGGCUGAGUAAAGAUUAUGCUUUGUUUAAAUAGAACACACGGGAGCACUAACCAGAUCGGCCUUGGCAAGAGGCUGUCACUUUGGAACAGGGCUUGGCUUGCUGUGCGCCGGGAAGAUGGAUUACCAGCUAAUAGCAGUAGGAUGGAAUUAAAAGAUGUGGAAGCCACU